Molecule: messenger RNA, 1899 nt
Organism: Sabethes cyaneus
Lineage: Eukaryota; Metazoa; Arthropoda; Insecta; Diptera; Culicidae
Exons: 2
Coding region: 1-1899 (632 amino acids)
Source: RefSeq, a predicted model, not a curated record
AUGGGUCAGAACUUGAGCAUCCGAAGACCGAAGAUAUCACUUACAUGGGUCCUACGUGAACAAUCGCAACAGCAAUCACAACAACAGCAGCAGCAGCGUCAGCAUUCUUCCCGGAGUCACCGACGAUCGGUAAGCCCACCGAAUGUCAAUCUCCAUCACCAUCAUCAUCAGCACGUGACUCAAUCGCGCCGAGCAUCACCUGUGAAAGCGAUCAUUGGCAACAGCUCGGCACCUGUUCAACCGCCGAACACCACAACCGGUAGCCAACUUGUGGUUCCAGUCAGAAAGAAAUCCCGCACACGCAGCAAGGAGCGCUUGUUUAGCGAAAAGUACGUCAGCGAUAAUAAUCUGACGGAGUACCACAAUGAGCUGAAGCUAAAAGCCAGCGGCAAUUGCAUUGCGCAAAAUGGAGCCACAGCAGCCGCAGCAAGUGAGCAUCAUAACCACAACGGCAUUUAUCGCAAAAGUAAUCGAAGCUAUCGGAAGAAUAGCGAUCGGCUAAGGAAAAAGGAGCGCUCUCAGAUAUAUCCCAGCUUAGUUCAGAGCGAGACCGUUGACGUCCUGCUAAAUAACAAUAACAAUAAUAAUAAUAAUAACAACAACAAUAACAGUAUUAUCAUUAAUCUAAACCAAGAAGACCAGUUGCUGAAGGAAAAAUCAGCGGCAGUUUCGUUGAAAAAUACCUACUCGGAGCCCUCCCUCUAUACCACCGUUUCGGAACCAUCCUCCUCUAAGAAGCAUCGCCACCGACGCCGACGGGAACGCUACCGCUCGCAACGGUUCGGCUACGAGAUUCAAAAUGUCGACGAGUUUCUCUCGAAAUGUUCCUUGUCCUCGCCGGGUAACAUUCCGGUGGUACUGUCCUCAGCUGCCACCCUCUACCAAACCCGCCCCGGCAGUUACCAGAUCGAGAUCCCGCUGCCCCUCGGGAUGGUCGUAAAUGCCGUGUUCAAAAAUCAAAACUGGCUGUACGUGCAAACACCGCACGCCGAGGAGGGUUACGUAGCAUACGAAACGUGCCUGCCGCUGGGAAUAUUGCCACCAAACCAAAGAUCGAGCUCGACUUCGAAACCGACGCCAUGUUGGGAAUCGAACAAGGACGUUUUUCCCCGGCCAAGCGGAAACCUGACCGACAGUGAAAAGGAAAUUCAACAACUACGCGGCGGCACACGUUCGGAAGGUCGCCGAACGCCCAGGCUGAAGCGAGGGGGAACCAGCAGCCGCAGUGUAACGUCGGUCACAUGCAAUAGCGAGAAAAACCUAGACUCGCUGUACCUGCGAGUAGCUAAUCAGCUUAAAUCGGUUGACUCACAGACACAAUUUGCUCAACUUAAACUUACGAACAAGGUGCUCAUCGGAAACGGUAGCAAACUGGAAAAAGUGCUGAACUUUGAACAAACAAAAGAGAAAACCGAUGCCACUGCCACCGGUGCUACUGUAACUAACGGAGGAGAUUACUGUUCCCUGCAGUCUCAGCCCGUGUUUCAUCAUCAUCAUCAUCUUCACAAAAUUCUGGUAAAAAGUGGCAGCGCCGGUAGCGGUUCAACCAGCAGUGUCAUCAAUGGAGGACAUUACCAUAAGACUGUAAACAAUAUUAGUUAUAGUAGCAGUAAUAAUACUAAUAAUAAUAACAAUAACAAUAAUGUUAAGUUAGUCAGCAACAAUAGCAGCAAUAACCUGCGCUCAACAGCCGCAGUCCGGCAGACCCUGCUGGCCAUAACCGACAGCUACUGUUCGGAUUCCGUCAACGUGCAAAAGGGCGACGUGGUCACGCUGCUGGCCUGCAAAGAGUACCAGGAGAAGGGUCUGAAAAAUUUCAAACAAUGGUUUUUCGUACGGACUCGUGACGGCCACGAAGGCUACAUUCCGGCAGAAGCUGCCGGUCAUGGUUUUCUCUAG